CGUGCUUUUUAGCUUCUAUCAUGGAGUCAAAAAAACGACACUGAUUAGUUACUAUAAAAACAAAACAGUGAUGUAGUAAUGAAAAUCAAUCACUUUUUCAACAUGUCAAACGUAGUUGUUUUGUUUCUCUUCCUUGUCUCAAUCUUCCAAUGCUUUCACGCCACCAAUUCCCACUCUGGCAUCCGCCUCCCGAGUCAACUCCACCGUGAUUCAUCGUUGGUGAGCUGUCCGGCACCGGACGCUAGUCUUUACUACCGUCCGGUUAUUGGAAUUGUCAGUCACCCCGGCGAUGGUGCCUCCGGUCGACUCAGUAAUGCAACUGGAGCUAACUAUAUUGCUGCUUCAUAUGUUAAAUUUGUUGAAGCUGGUGGUGCUAGAGUUGUUCCACUUAUAUAUACUGAGCCAUGGGAGAUCCUUCGCAAGAAACUCGAGUUGGUAAAUGGAGUUCUCUUCACUGGUGGAUGGGCUAAAGAAGGUUUAUAUUUUGAAACCGUUAAAAGGAUAUUUAAGAUUGCUUUAGAGAAAAAUGACGCUGGAGACUAUUUCCCAGUAUAUGGUGUCUGCUUAGGUUUCGAACUUAUAUCAAUGAUCGUAAGCGAGGACAAUGAUAUUCUUGAAGAAUUUAGUGCAAGAAGUCAGGCAAGUAGCCUUCAAUUUGUGGAGAAUACGAAAAUAGAAGGAUCUGUAUUUCAAAGAUUUCCUCCAGAUUUAUUAAAGAAGCUGAGUACAGAUUGUCUUGUCAUGCAAAAUCAUCGUUAUGGCAUAUCCCCAGGAAAGCUCCUGAGCAAUCAAAAGUUAUCUAGUUUUUUCGAGAUCUUGACAAUUUGCUCCGAUGAAGAUGAUAAGGUUUAUGUUUCCACAGUACGUUCACGUAACUAUCCCGUGACUGGCUUCCAAUGGCAUCCAGAGAAAAAUGCCUUCGAAUGGGGACCAAAAAGUAUUCCACACACGGAGGAUGCCAUUCGAACGACUCAGUAUAUUGCAAAUUUUUUGGUCAGUGAAGCGAGGAAAUCCUUAAACAGACCAGUUGCUCAAGAUGUGUUAGACAAUCUCAUUUACAAUUACAGACCCACUUAUUGUGGGUAUGCAGGGAAAGGAUAUGAUGAAGUUUAUAUAUUUGAAUAACUCUAAAUGAUGGAGAUAUCAUUGCACAUGCAAAGUUGACGUAUGUCUGUCAAAUAAUAAGGGAAAUGCUAACUAGUGUCUCGGGGCACUAGCAUGGCCCUAAUAAUAAUUGUAUUGGUGUUGUGCGAACUUGGGACCACGUUAAACCCGAAAUUUGUAGCUUUCUGGUUGAACGUGCAUCCAUUAUUAUGCUUCUUGUAGGAAAGGAUAUGAUGAGUAUGUACUAUGUAUCCAUUAUUAUGCACAAUAAUUGUUGUAUGGUAACAUUGUACCAAAAGAUGUGCUGAUUAUUAGCUCUUUAUAUCAUCAAUGCAUGGCAGAAGAUGACUUGUUGGAAAAUAA
Messenger RNA from Medicago truncatula (barrel medic), 1467 nucleotides. Its product is annotated as gamma-glutamyl hydrolase 2. Gene Ontology annotation, cellular component: vacuole. NCBI's taxonomy places the organism in Eukaryota, Viridiplantae, Streptophyta, Magnoliopsida, Fabales, Fabaceae. The record is from RefSeq and is a predicted model, not a curated record. Gene Ontology annotation, biological process: tetrahydrofolylpolyglutamate metabolic process. Bases 79 to 1125 code for a protein of 348 amino acids. The transcript is spliced from 10 exons. Gene Ontology annotation, molecular function: gamma-glutamyl-peptidase activity.